This is a messenger RNA of Mycena indigotica, 1017 nucleotides long. RefSeq lists its product as uncharacterized. The transcript is spliced from 4 exons. Bases 1 to 1017 code for a protein of 338 amino acids. The record is from RefSeq and is a predicted model, not a curated record. Gene Ontology annotation, molecular function: hydrolase activity. Lineage: Eukaryota; Fungi; Basidiomycota; Agaricomycetes; Agaricales; Mycenaceae.
AUGAACCCCCCUCCAUCGCCUGGUGUCGGCCAACGCAGAAAAGGACCCAAAACUCUUCCGCGAUUGCCUCUAUCUGCAUUUUCGCCGCCCAAUUCUGGCACUUCUGAACGUUUCCCGCUUCCUCCAAGCCCCAGCACCGUUCAUCCUGAGUCGAUUGUUGAUGCUCAUGUACUUCUGACCGGCACUGACGCCACCCUUGCCGAUUGGAAGAAGGAAGCAGGCGAAGCACUUGGUGGUCGGGUUGGCGGACUUGUUGUUGCCCUCCCUGAUGGCCAGCCCGAUAAAUUGGUUGCUGAAUUGAAAGACUCGGGACUCCCAAUUGUCUCAUUGAUGCUCCCAUUCUCUCUCGAAAGCGCACAGCAUGAACCGUUGCCAUCGACCUCGUUCCCCACCUCCCUUUACACUACUUAUUCCAAGACUUCUCCUGAAGCGAUCGCCAGUCUUAAUUGGGCUCUUUCUCAGGGAAAGCCCGUCGACAUUGAUGUUCUUGCUGCUCUCCCUGAAACUGCGUUCGAAGGCCUGGAAGAAUUGCUUUCCAGAGCCGUUGUCGAUGUGCCCUCGGUUCCUCCGAUUGUCGUUUCGAGCUUCCUUCCUCCACCCCAUGAUCUGACUUUGUCGAUUGUCAAGCUGAUGAAGCACCCAUCGUAUCAAGAGUUCCAGGCCCAAGCGGCAGCUCUGUCCCUUUACCCAACUCUUCACGUCAAAUUCCUUCCGCCAGUUUGGGAUGCGCCAACACCAGCCACGCCAGUAGAUGGCGCUACGCCGUCCGAAGGCUCCAAAGCGCAGAACGAGUGGAAACGGCGAAUAAAGAUGUACCUUGGUCCCGUUAUCGAAGCGUUCGGCUAUGAGCGUAUCAUCUUUGGUUCAUCCCCUUCACCAACAUCAAAGAGCGCAUCUGCUGCCGGUGACUGGUAUGAGAUCGCGAGGGAAAGUCUAGCUGAGUUGGGUGUAGAACAGGAGGUCAUCGACGAUGUGUUCGCUAAAACCGCCCGGAAGAUAUAUGGGGCCUCUGCGUAG